Messenger RNA from Phytophthora sojae, 1476 nucleotides. RefSeq lists its product as hypothetical. The record is from RefSeq and is a predicted model, not a curated record. The transcript is spliced from 2 exons. Bases 1 to 1476 code for a protein of 491 amino acids. Gene Ontology annotation, molecular function: protein binding. Lineage: Eukaryota; Oomycota; Peronosporomycetes; Peronosporales; Peronosporaceae.
AUGGCUGGAGCAGCACAGAGGAGGAAAAUCUCCAUGCGGACCCAAGGUCCUUCAACGCUUUGGCACCAGCCGUCCAGCCUGCGCAUGCGCGAUAUCCGCUUCGACGUGUUCUUCCACCUCCCCGGCCGCCCCGAGCUGGAGCGCGUGUCCGUCCACCGCUCCCAGUCGCUCGUGUGCAUGCAGGCAGCUCUCCAGCGUCAAUUCGGAAUUCCAUUCGAGCAGCAGCGGCUGCUCUUCCACGGCGAACAACUCGAGGGCGACGACGAGUUGGGCGACUACGGACUGCAGGACAAGAGCGUGGUCGUCAUGCGAGUCUCCCCACGCUAUCGCAGCAUCGGCGACGUCUUCUCCACUAUCCGAACCAUCCGCUUUCCGAGCCCCACGUCCCGCUUGGAGGAUUUCCAGAUCGUCGAGGUGCCUGCAGGGUUGCCCCCUCUACGCGUGGUGUUCCAGCGCAUCGUACAUGCCAUCACGUACCUCACGACACUCGAUCGGAUGCAGGCAAGACGAACGCACCGCCGCGUAUGGCGCCAACAUGUGACGUUCUGGGACGAACCGACCCCGGCACCUUCAGCGCCACCGCGAACUCGUCUGAGCUACAGCUACAGAUCUCGACCUCGGCAGUCGCUCAUGCAGGAGCAGGUCGUGCUGGCGUCCGAUGAUAAGAGACCCCCAGCGUCUUACGUGCUGCAGACGAGCAGCACGGAGCACGUCGCGUCCAUCUUGGCUCUCGCAAGCGCACACGGCGUCCAGCAACGACUGCAGCGGUCGCCACCGAAUCGAUCGUCCGCAGACGUCCGACAUCUCAAGAAGUGGCUGGCAAGCCUCAAGUACUUCGCCGACGCGCGGCUGCCAGACUCCAUCUUCCAGGAGCUCGCGCGCACCAGUACGUACUUGCGCGUGAGCUCCGGGGAGUUUGUCUUCCGCCAAGGAGAAGCAGGCGAUAGUUUCUACGUGCUGAUCACUGGGUGUGUGUCCUUGGCGGCCUAUAGCACCGGGUUCUUCCGUACGCUCACUCCAGGCUCGUGCUUUGGUGAGAUCAGUCUGAUCGAACCGCAAGGUCUGCGCACUGCCAGCGCCUGUGUCACGUUCGCUACUACAUCAGCCGAGCUGGCUGUGGUGCCUGGAGAUCUCUAUCGCCGAGCCAUCAAGCCGUACAAGCAGGUCGUCCUGCGCGCGACUGAGACAGCUAUUGCAUCGAUUCCUCGGAUGCACGCGCUGCCCCCGUACAUCGUCACGCACCUCGCGUACGCUGCUCGGUCCCUCACAGCACGCGCGGGCAGGCACAUUAUCUGUCGAGGGGAGGAAAUCAGCGUCCUCGUGCUGCUGGUUCACGGCAGCGUCAAAACACGAUCGCGUCCUUCCUCUCGCCUCGACAGGAGGUCGUACGAGCGCUCAUGGGGGAGCACCACCAACGAGUCCGAGACUUCACCUUCCGCUUCAAUUCGGGCGGUGGCGACAGCAGCAGAGACGUAG